Molecule: messenger RNA, 494 nt
Organism: Camelina sativa (false flax)
Lineage: Eukaryota; Viridiplantae; Streptophyta; Magnoliopsida; Brassicales; Brassicaceae
Source: RefSeq, a predicted model, not a curated record
UCAGUCACAUGUUCCACUCUCUUCACAUUCUCUAUCGUUCCAAACUAAUCUAACCUUAAAUAGCCAAAUAUUUUUACUAUCUCAUUCUCCAUUUCUUUCAUUUUUAUCAAACAAGUCCCCUGCCUGUUUCUCUCUUCACUUCAUACGAUAACCUUAUGGAAUUUUCCGGCAAGAGUACUACUCACCACCACUUGGACGGCAAGUUUGGCGAAACUACGGAAGGGAAGAAAUGGGUCAUCACCGAAAUCUCCUUACCUUCUCCAAUGAAGCCGACGAUUAGCCUCUCUUCCUCUGCCUUAGCCAACACGGAAAACGAAGAUCUCUUGUGUCCAACGACUCCAACGGCGGCUUCCGUUAGAAUACCGAAGGUGUUUACGUGUCCUCCGCCGCCGAAGAAACCGAAACCGUCGUUGAAGUUUAGCUAUUGCGGUGGCGCUAGAGAGUUCUUCUCUCCACCGGAUCUUGAAACGGUCUUCUUACACAGAACUAAUUAG